AUGUUAGCUGUGAUAUUUAUAGUACUGGAAUCGAGCACUAUAGGCAAAGAGUAUUUUCAACCUUCGUUGUCAAAAGAGGAAUCAGCGGUGACGUGGAAUUCGUCGAGGAUCGGCACCAAUGAGAAAACAGACAAUUUUCCUGAAAGUAAAACAGAGUUUCACUCAGAUGACGAAAAGUAUAUAACAUACUUACCACACAGUGGGCUUAAUAAUCAGCGUAUCGAACUACAAAAUGCCAUCACCGUCGCCUACCUUCUAAAUCGCACUCUCAUACUCCCACCGUUAAUCUUAGGUUCGAGAUUAGCGUACGCGGAUUUUGACAGAUUGACAAAAAAAUUGGCAAAACUGAGUGCUGAACGAAGUAAAGACGUGUGUGAAAGGAUAAUUAAGAAAAAAGAAAGCGAGACAAAUGAAGAAAGCAUAAGGCAGAAACUAAAUUUUAAAGAAUGUGAGAAAUUUCAUGACGCAUAUGCACUAUAUCGAUGGGAUAGAUUAUUUGACUUCAAAUUUGUGAGACAACAUGUGAGAAUCAUUCAUCGUAAGGAUUUCAAUGACACCGAACUUUACAAGACAAUAAACAUCGAAAAAAACACUUCAAAUGCAAUCUAUUACAUAAAGCAUGGCCCUCAUGCCCAUCGGUUCUUUGAGCAUACACCUAAAAACAUCUCCUCUCGUGUACACAUUGAUCUGAUUUCAGAUCUCCGCAAUUCUUCCACAAAAUUAAUAUACGUGGCAAGUUUCUUUGGGCCAAAACGUGUAGUCUGUCAACUUCCGACUUCUUGUGAAUUCAUAAAGAAGCUGCAAAAAUUUGUUCCGAGUCACCCCGUAGUGCAUCAGGUGGUGAAUGCCAUCGUUGAGGAACUGGGGGGAAGGUUUAAUUUUAUGAGUGCUCACGCACGAGUCAACGAUGGCCAUUUUAUGAGAGACCGAAAUAAUAGGGUAAAUCGUUUGAUAAAUAAAAUUAAGGUUGGAUUGACAAAGGAUCGGAAAAGGAUAUCGAAAAGCACAAAUAUCACAAGAAUUCAAGAAGAAUGCACCAAACGAUUUCCAGAUGACAAUAGGACACGAGCGAUACUUUAUCUUGCCACUGACGCACCACCGCACUCUCCUACCAUACAACCAUUGAUCAAAGAAUUUCCUUGUACAUACACGUUAAGCGACUUUAGUAAACAACUCGAACCACUUUUGAAAUUGAAAAACACAAGAGGAGGCGAUAAACAUUUAGGUAAAUUCUUGAUGCCUGUGGUGGAUCUAAUGGUGGCAGCCAACGGAGGAAAGGUGUACAUAUUAAAUAGAAGUACAUUUGGGUCGUAUUUGAUGGCAUAUCAUAGAACAUUGGGGAAGGCUAAAUCCUAG
Molecule: messenger RNA, 1356 nt
Organism: Acaulospora morrowiae
Lineage: Eukaryota; Fungi; Glomeromycota; Glomeromycetes; Diversisporales; Acaulosporaceae
Source: the annotation of a GenBank genome assembly